Silurus meridionalis is the source of this 3539-nucleotide messenger RNA. RefSeq names its product cell adhesion molecule 1b (gene cadm1b). Gene Ontology annotation, cellular component: synapse; plasma membrane; neuron projection. Lineage: Eukaryota; Metazoa; Chordata; Actinopteri; Siluriformes; Siluridae. The transcript has 11 exons. Gene Ontology annotation, biological process: cell recognition; detection of stimulus; susceptibility to natural killer cell mediated cytotoxicity. Gene Ontology annotation, molecular function: signaling receptor binding. The coding region runs from base 272 to 1528 and encodes 418 amino acids. The record is from RefSeq and is a predicted model, not a curated record.
UUAUUUAUUUAAUAAUAAUAAUAUUAAUGUAAUAAUGUCUUUAAAGAAGUGUGACUGGUAUCGGCGUUUUUAAAAGUACUAGGUAUCGAAUCGAAAUGUAAAUGAGUGUUAUCGCCCAUCCCUUAUGGUGUAUGGUGUGUAUGGUUUCCCUGUUUCUCCUCAUCCUCCUCCUCCUCCUCCUCCUUCUCCUCCUCCUUCUUCUCCGCAUCUCAUUAUCCUCCAGAGCGUCUCUAGGUGAUUUAGCGCCGCCAGUCUGGAGCAGGUGUUCAACAUGGCGAGCUUGGCGAGCGGAUCUCUCUCUCUCACACUCUUCUUCACCUGUCUCGUUUUUACAGCUUUUCUGCCUGAAGGAGCUACCCAGAUAAUAACAGCACAGGGUCAGAACCUGGUGACGGCAAACGUGUCAGUGGUCGAGGGUGAAACGGCCAUUAUCAGCUGCCGAGUGAAGAACAACGACGACUCGGUCAUCCAACUCCUCAACCCUAACAGACAGACCAUUUACUUCCGUGAUGUCAGACCUCUUAAGGACAGCCGUUUUCAGCUGGUUAACUUCUCGGACAAUGAGCUGCGCGUCUCCUUGUCCAACGUGACACUCAUGGAUGAGGGAAGAUACGUGUGCCAGCUCUACACAGACCCCCCGCAGGAAGCCUAUGCUGACAUCACUGUCCUGGUUCCACCAGGCAACCUAAUCAUCGAGUCACGUGAGAAUGUGGUGAGCGAAGGCAAUGAGACCGAGAUAACCUGCACGGCCAUGGGCAGUAAGCCCGCCUCCAGCAUCUUCUGGAUGAAAGGAGAUCAGAUCCUACAAGGUGAGGAAACAGUGGAGGAGACGUAUGACAGGAUGUUCACCGUUACUAGCCGGCUCAGGCUCACCGUCUCCAAGGAGGACGAUGGAGUGCCCGUCAUCUGCAUCGCUGACCAUCCAGCUGUGAAGGACUUCCAAACCCAGAAAUACCUGGAAGUGCAAUACAAGCCAGAGGUAAAGAUUGUUGUGGAGUUUCCAGAUGGCCUGACAAGAGAAGGGGAAAACCUCGAGCUAAGCUGCAUGGCGAAGGGCAAACCUCAACCUCAUCAAAUUAACUGGUUCAAAGUAGAUGAUGAUGUUCCCUCCCACGCCGUGAUUACAGGCUCCGAUCUCCUCAUUGAGAACCUCAACAAGUCCUACAAUGGAACCUACCGCUGUGUGGCAUCUAACUUAGUGGGAGAAUCGUACGAUGACUACAUCCUCUAUGUCUAUGAUAUUCUCACCACAACCCCCCCACCCACUACUACCAUCAUCCAAGAUUCGAGAGCAGAUGCGGCAGCACAGAAAAUAGAUCACGCUGUCAUCGGCGGAGUCGUCGCUGUAGUCGUAUUCGCCAUGCUCUGUUUGCUCAUCGUCCUGGGGCGCUACUUUGCCAGACAUAAAGGAACUUAUUUUACGCACGAGGCCAAAGGAGCAGACGAUGCAGCGGAUGCCGAUACAGCCAUCAUCAACGCCGAGGGAGGGCAAACCAACACGGAUGACAAGAAGGAAUAUUAUAUCUAACUCUGACUUUGUUAGCAUCUCUCCUGUAUCUCUGCUGGACGAGAAGCAAAAGUUCUGUCUGGUUUGGAAGGAAAGGGGGAGGGAGUGGGGGAGGAAAGGGGUGGGCAAGUGAGGCUGUGUGGGGGUUUAUAGUUAUCAGACUGGAUUUAGUGAUUUAACCAACAGGAGAGAAAAGAAAGCAAGAGCAUCUCUGCCAUCGAGACUGAAGAGGUGUAGGAUGGAGGAACUCAAACAGAGCUCACGUUUUUGGUUUUCUUUGUUUUUGUUUUUAUUUUAUUUUACAAAAAAAAAAAAAAAAAAAGCUUCACUAUCCGACACCUCCCAACAACUCCUGCUGGUGCAAAUUUUGUUCAUUUUUUUAAUUUUUUUUAAACAUUUGUGAAAAAAGAAAAAAUAUAUAUUUGUGCCUUGUUCUAUUUAUUUUUUAAAGCACCUACUUCUUGUUCCUGCACCCACGACUUGCCAGCAUACUGCUGGCUGUCUUAGCGGGCCCAAUCAGACCACGUUUCUCUGACGCCCGCACACCCAACACAUACUCCAGCACUCACGCUGUUCCGCCAGCCAAGCAGAACAAACGGCAUUCGUGCUAAUACAAAUGACGACAUUCAGCCACACGAGAACUGUUUACAUCUUUUUAAUGGGUCGGUUCCAAGCGAUUUAUCAGUUGUUCAUUUUCUCCACCCGACCCCCCACCCCACCCCAAAACCCCUACCUACAUGUUAGGUUUUAAGGUGUGUGACAUUGCUUGUGACAGAUCCCAAGCUGAAACCUGUUGCAGCUCUUUUUGUGCUCUUACAUUAUUUAAUAGCUCUUCUGUAUGUACCGAUAACUUGCUUGUGCUAGUAUUCAUUUAUUUCCGCCGUGUCGUAAAUGCCCACAGAGUGGUUUAAUGAUAAUUGCAAUUGUGCAUUAAAAAUGAAUGUCAAAGCAAAUAGUGAACUAGCCAUGGGUACAGAGGCUCUAUAAUGCCGGGGAAGCCCCUUAUAGUGAAAGACAUGCCGAGGUGCCAAUAUUGCUUUAAAAAAUAAAAUUAGCAGGCAGAAAAUAAAUUUUAACAUCUCAAGUGAAUGUUCAUGUUCCCAGUGUACAUCAGAUGGCAGGAUAAUAUUUAGAUGUGUGCCAAGCAAUCAUGGCCUUCUGUGGGGCAACACAAAGCAUCCACCAUGUUGUCUGGAAAUCUUGAUUCCAAUUCUGACUAUGGCACAACCAUCUGUCACUAGGAAUCCAAGACAUAAAAUAUGGCUGUGUUCUCUGGGUGGGAGGGAUGGCAUACUCUCUUUCCCUUGUCAAUCGAAGUGGCACUACCCAAUCAUGUGCAUCUCUGAGCUCAUUACGUGGAAGAGUUUCAAGCGGUUCAGAAUGCCACAAUAGGUUAGCUUCACAUGUCACAUGUUUUAGCUUGAAUCCUUUACAAUACAAUUGCUAGCUGUUGUAUAAUAGGAAGAUGGGAAUUGGCUGGACCAAAUUAGAAAGAAAAUAGGAUGAAAAAAAUAGCCCUGUGUGAUCUAACUAAUAAGCAGCUAUUUCAUUGUUGUUUUUUCCAGAUAUAAAAGACCACCAUCUUGAUUUCUGUUGGCCAACACAGUCGAGGUUUGCAAAUUUACAAUACAAAGUUCACACAGAUAAAGUCAGCAUGAGGAGAAAGUAACAUUGUGCCUGUCUCAGGUGAAGUCUUUCAUGUUUCACAUCCUUUCCCCUUUGGUAAACUGACCUUUUCGUCCGCUGAUUUUUUUUUAUUCUCGUGUGGUCUGACCAUUGCUUUAUCUGAAAAAGCAGCAAAGCAUCGUUUUCAGGUAGCUCUCAUAUCACUGCAGUGAGAGGUCAAAAAUGCUCUGAUUACACUGCAAAUGUUGGCACCUCUGGACAUGCUUCAGACUACAAAGUGGCUCUAUUUGAUUGCCCACAUGUUGGCACCUGGUCUCAGUGCUGGAAACUGGUUAUUGCUAGUGGGUCAGCUAAUAUGUGCUCUCUAUGAACAAAUAUACAUGAUAAAUUAAAAAUUCUGUCUGUA